AUGCACGGUCUCGUCCUGAUCCUCACUCUCGUUUGGUCGGCGCUCGUUGGCUCCAUGGCUCUGAUCAUGCCCUCCCUCUGCCUCCUAGUCCUGCCCUUCGACGGCUCUAGGAUGCUCUACCGCCAGUGGAGUGCGUACGUGGCCAAGGUCAAGAUCGUUCUCUCUGGAGAUGACCUGCCGUAUGCUGAGCCUGCCAUGAUCGUCUGCAACCAUCGCACGAGGAUCGACUGGAUGUUCAUGUGGUGCCUCUGCCUGCGCCUCGGUCUUCUCAACUGCAUGAAGAUCGUCCUCAAGGACUCGCUGAAGAGCAUCCCAGGGUUCGGGUGGGCCAUGCAGAGUUUUCUCUUUGUCUUCCUCGCUCGUGACAAGUCGAUCGACCUCAAGCACAUGGGCGAGAUGCUCGGAUAUCAUACCAACAACAAACUCCCGCUCUCUCUCAUUCUGUUCCCCGAGGGGACGGACCUCAGCCCUCACAAUAUGGCCAAGUCUGAUGCGUUUGCAAGUCAGAACGGCCUGACCAAAUACCGGCACGUGCUGCACCCUAAAGUCAUCGGUUGGGCGAGGAGCAUCUCUCUUCUACGAGCUACCUGUCCAGCUGUGUACGAUGUCACCAUCGCCUACCAUGACUACGAGGAGGUUUUCAAACUUGAUAGGGAGGGUGUCAAAUGGCGUCAUCCCAUGUCGCUCAUGCCAGAAUCUCCAGCUGAAGUAGAAGAAUGGAUCAAACAGUCGUUUGCCCGCAAGGAGAAGCGUCUCCACCAGUUCUACGGCAACUCCAAGACUUUUGGUCCUCCUUCCAAGCCUCCUAUCGAUGAGGUUGAAAUUGAAAACCUCUGGCGACAGUCGCUCAUGUUCUGGAGCCUCGCGUCCGUUCUUGUCCUCGUCUCUUUCUUCCUUGUGUUCGGAGGGCUUUUGUUUCAGGCUUUCUCAGCCAUCGUGUGGGUGCUGCUCACAAAGGCAGGGGGCGUUGAUAUCAUCGAGCUAUGGCUACAUGGGGAGAGAGGCUUGUACAGGCGGCUGAUUGAGACACAAGACAAGUUCGACUGA
Messenger RNA from Guillardia theta CCMP2712, 1047 nucleotides. RefSeq lists its product as hypothetical. The transcript has 16 exons. Bases 1 to 1047 code for a protein of 348 amino acids. Gene Ontology annotation, cellular component: endomembrane system. NCBI's taxonomy places the organism in Eukaryota, Cryptophyceae, Pyrenomonadales, Geminigeraceae. Gene Ontology annotation, molecular function: acyltransferase activity. The record is from RefSeq and is a predicted model, not a curated record.